CUGGGCAAUCGGUGAAGAUAGUGAUUCAUCCCAAGAAGUCGAUGGGACAAAGAUAUUUGAAGUUCAGUUGCCCACAAAGCACCAAGUGUUAUUUCGGCGAUCAACGUCAGCUUAGUUUCUUCCGAAUCUAUAGUCAGCAGAAUUGUGAGUUGGAAUGUCGAACCAAUUACUUUUUGGAUACACGGAACUGCGUCCUGCCAUACAUGCCUCGUCCGAUUGGCGUCCAACUGUGCAACGAUACAUCCGUUUCUGAAGAUCAACUGCAGAAGGAAAUCAUGAUUCGAGCGAUAUCGCAGGACAUACCACUGUCAAAGUAUUUCGUGCAAUCCUGCAAUUGCCUACCAACUUGUAACGAAAUCAGGUACAAAAGCAAUGCUUCGAACAGUUCUUUGAAAUCAGCCAACUACUCGGAAGUACUGGUACGCUUCGAGAAAGACCAUUUCUAUGGAUCCCGAAUUACGGUCAGAUAUGGAGUCGUUGAAUUCCUGGCUUCCUGCGGAGGAUUACUUUCCCUAUUUCUGGGCAUCUCAUUCAUAACAGUUGUUGAAAUGCUGUAUUAUUGCACAUUGAAACCAAUAUUGGUGUAA
Ochlerotatus camptorhynchus is the source of this 587-nucleotide messenger RNA. RefSeq names its product pickpocket protein 28-like. Bases 42 to 587 code for a protein of 181 amino acids. The record is from RefSeq and is a predicted model, not a curated record. The transcript has 2 exons. Gene Ontology annotation, cellular component: plasma membrane. Gene Ontology annotation, molecular function: ligand-gated sodium channel activity. Gene Ontology annotation, biological process: sodium ion transmembrane transport. Lineage: Eukaryota; Metazoa; Arthropoda; Insecta; Diptera; Culicidae.